Messenger RNA from Coffea eugenioides, 1664 nucleotides. RefSeq names its product cytochrome P450 71A1-like. Gene Ontology annotation, molecular function: oxidoreductase activity, acting on paired donors, with incorporation or reduction of molecular oxygen; heme binding; iron ion binding. The transcript has 2 exons. The record is from RefSeq and is a predicted model, not a curated record. NCBI's taxonomy places the organism in Eukaryota, Viridiplantae, Streptophyta, Magnoliopsida, Gentianales, Rubiaceae. Bases 24 to 1577 code for a protein of 517 amino acids.
CACACACACACACACCAAAAGAAAUGGAGAUUUCUUUCACCCCCACCACCAGUUGGGCCGCCUACGCAGUCGCAUGGCUUGCAACGAUGGUCAUCGCGCUCCUUUGUAGGCGUUUUCAUCAGAAAAAACUCAACCUCCCUCCAGGUCCAAAGCCCUGGCCUAUCGUUGGAAACUUAAACCUCAUUGGCACCCUCCCUCAUCGUUCACUCCAUCAACUCUCCCUAACAUAUGGUCCCCUAAUGCACCUCCGUUUUGGCUCCUUCCCCGUUGUGGUCGGCUCCUCCAUGGAGAUGGCCAAAGUUUUCCUCAAGACCAUGGACGUCACUUUUGCUGAUAGGCCCACAACUGCAGCCGGAAAGUAUACCAGCUAUAACUUCUCUGACAUCAUAUGGUCCCCUUACGGACCAUACUGGCGCCAGGCGCGUAAGAUGUGCCUCAUGGAAUUGUUCAGCGCAAAAAGACUCGAGUCCUAUGAACAUAUUCGUGUGGAAGAAAUGAACUCACUUCUUCUGGGGCUGUUCCAAUCUUUAGGCAAGCCUGUCUUGUUGAAAGAUUAUCUCACAACUAUGACCUUGAACGUGAUUAGUAGGAUGGUGUUGGGGAAAAGAUACUUGGACGAGUCUGAUCAGAACUCAAUCAUCACGCCUAAAGAGUUCGUGAAAAUGAUGGACGAGUUUCUUUUGCUCAAUGGAGUCUUUAACAUUGGUGAUUCAAUACCUUGGCUGAAUUUCUUGGAUUUGCAGGGGUAUAUUAAGAGGCUGAAAGCCCUGAGCAAGAAAUUCGACUGGUUUCUGGAGCAUGUCCUGGAUGAGCAUAAUGCGGCCAGGAUGAGGAAUGAUGAACAGAAUCGUGCAAGCAAGGACAUGGUGGACGUCCUUCUGGACCUUGCGGAGGAUCAGACUUUAGAGGUGAAGCUGGAGAGGCAUGGAGUCAAAGCAUUCACUCUGGACCUACUUGUUGGUGGAACUGAGAGCUCAGCGAUAACAGUCGAAUGGGCCAUUUCGGAGUUGCUGAAAAAGCCAGAAUUAUUCGAAAAGGCAACCCAAGAACUUGACGAGGUUAUCGGUCAGAACCGAUGGGUAACAGAGAAGGACAUCCCAAACCUUCCUUAUGUAGAAGCUAUUGUUAAGGAAACAAUGCGUAUGCAUCCUGUAGUACCAAUGCUGGUGCCAAGAUGUGCCCGUGAAGAUUGCAAUGUUGCAGGGUACGAUAUCCAAAAGGGAACUCGAGUUCUCAUUAAUGUUUGGUCAAUUGGGAGGGAUCCCGAAUUGUGGAAAGAUCCCCAGGAAUUUUACCCUGAAAGAUUCAUUGGAAAGGAAAUUGAUGUCAAAGGGCAAGACUACGAGUUGUUGCCUUUUGGUUCUGGAAGAAGAAUGUGCCCGGGGUACAGUUUAGGCCUUAAGGUUGUCCAAUCCACUUUGGCCAAUCUUUUACAUGGAUACAACUGGAAGUUGCCAAGUGAUAUGAAUCCUGAGGACUUGGACAUGGAAGAAAUCAUCGGGCUUUCAACACCGAGGAAGUUCCCGCUUGUUGCCGUUGUUGAGCCUCGGCUUCCUCAUCAUCUUUAUUCACUAUGAUUUGAUAUAUAUGCUUAAUUCUCAGGAUCGCGAUCAAAUUGUGUUCAAAUAAUUCAUCAAUGCAAGUUCUAAUAGAAUUUGUAUGCA